This is a messenger RNA of Marchantia polymorpha subsp. ruderalis, 2148 nucleotides long. Lineage: Eukaryota; Viridiplantae; Streptophyta; Marchantiopsida; Marchantiales; Marchantiaceae. The record is from the annotation of a GenBank genome assembly.
AUUCCCAAUUCACGCAAUCUUUGGCGGACUCGGCCGAGGACGGAGGUCUUGCGGGCAUCAGGUGGUCAGGUAUGGAGACCAAUCUGCCCCCUCGCAUUUGCGUCGUCGCUCGUCCCGUGGUCUCGAUUUGACUCGUGAGCCGAUUCACGGUGGCAUCCGAGACAUUGAGAUCUGUGGCGCAGGGUUUGGUUCGAGUUGGUAAAUAGUCUCGGUGAUUCGCCCUGUGGACAUCAGUCUCUGUGCGCCUGCACCUCUCUUGUCCUAUGCCACCGCUGCCACUGCCGAUCUUUGUUCGUUGACGCUGACGAGACUCAGUCGACAUGUUGGGUGUUCAGUGUCAAGUUGUGAGUGGUCUCCCGUCAGCGCAGAACGCGUUGAAUGUGGGGUCUUCGUCCCAUGCGGACUUGAAGACGACAUUCUCUAAGGGGAACUUGAGUGUGCACUCACGAGCAUGGGCCACGGGAGGCUGCGAAUUUAGCCUUCGUGCCCAAAAAUUUCACCAGAGAUUGUCCGAGAGAAAUUCAGGAAGCAGCUCGAUUAUCACAGCCAUGGCGCCAGCACCUUCCAAUGGUCAAUCAGGGGCGACAUCCACGCAGCAGCUGGAUCUCUCCCUGAAUCCCAGGGUUGCGGCCUUAAAGUCUUCUAAGACUAUGUUUGUUGCUGAUAAGGCUACCGCCAUGAAAGAGUCCGGCAUAGAUGUGAUCAAGCUGGCCGCAGGAGAGCCAGACUUCCGCACACCACAAGCAGUUGUCGAGGCCGGAGUUUGGGCGGCGCAAAACAAUCUCACUCGGUAUACACCCAAUGCAGGCACAAUGGAACUUCGCAAGGCUAUCUGCCAUAAGUUGCAAGAGGAGAACGGGCUUACAUACAAGCCAGAUGAAAUUCUUGUCAGCAACGGGGCAAAGCAGAGCAUUGCGCAAGCCGUGAUGGCUGUGUGCUCCCCUGGGGAUGAGGCCAUAAUCCCAGCACCUUUCUGGGUUAGCUACCCAGAAAUGGUAUCUCUAUCAGGUGCUACUCCAGUCGUUGUACCAACAUUGUUGGAGGACGACUUUCUGCUGAAGCCUGAGCAGUUGUUGAAGGUUCUAAAUGAGAAAACAAGACUUUUAUUUUUGUGUUCUCCUUCUAAUCCCACGGGAUCUGUCUACAAACUUGAGGAUCUAGAGGCAAUCGCAGCUAUAGUUGCGAAACAUCCACGGCUUUUGGUGGUGGCUGACGAGAUCUACGAACACAUCAUAUAUUCUCCUGCAAAACAUCACAGUUUUGCAGCUCUGCCGGGCAUGUGGGAGCGCACCUUAACCGUCAACGGAUUUUCAAAGGCUUUUGCAAUGACGGGAUGGCGGUUGGGUUAUCUGGCUGCCCCAAAGCAUUUUCUUGUAGCUGCCAACAAGAUUCAAAGUCAGAUUACAUCAGGAGCAUGCAGCAUAUCACAAAGGGCUGGAUUAGCAGCAUUGAACCUUGGUUACGCUGGUGGCGAGGUUGUGGCUGAGAUGGUGGCGGCAUUUCGUCAAAGAAGAGAUUCUAUGGUGAAGAAACUACAAGCGAUGGACGGUGUAAAGCUUUCUGUUCCGCAGGGUGCCUUCUACUUGUUUCCCGAUUUCAGUUCCUAUUUCGGAGCCAAAAUCGAGGGAGGUGGAACUGUCAACGAUGCUAACGAGCUCUGCGAGUUCUUCUUGGAGAAGUGCUUGGUAGCUUUGGUUCCUGGAGAUGCAUUUGGGGAGCCUAAGUGCCUACGAAUCUCCUAUGCUGCAUCAGUUGAAGAACUUGAAGAAGCAGUGUCCAGAAUUGAGAAGGGUUUGAAACUUCUUACGCGAGUGGAGUCAACAGUAUCCUCCAGCUAAAAGGCUUGUACUUGUAGAUUACCCAUUCUUUACAUGGCAGACCCAUUUUAUUGAGACGCUAGAAAUUUUGUUCAUAUCUCCAGCCUUCUACCUCUCAGUGGGUCGCGGGUUCCAAAUUUAUCCACCUAUUCAUAUAUUACAUGUGCCUUAUUAGCCGUAUUUAAUUAUGAGGUGGAUAAUUUUAUUCUAAUUAGAGGCAUGUAUUCAUGCAUAUUUCACUAGAAUAAAGUUACGCUCGAUUCUCACGCAUUUCACGUAGUCCGCACUGUGUCUUGGUGAAAUAAAUCAAAGUAUAUUGAAGCUAAGGAUU